AUGAGCUCGAGGACAAACGGUGACCGGCCUCUCAAGCUGGUGUCAGAGGCCGCUCGCGAGCGGGAGACGUUCAAAUACAGACCCUUUCUCCUGUCCGACUCUCGAUACAGCCAGAGCGGCCGGCCCCUGCCCAGCUCCGAACUGACAACUUCGAGCGACAGCGUCUUGACGGCCCUCGCCCAGCUUGGCACCUACCAAACAGCAACGGAGCGCGCCCUCAUCUCCCUCUUCGACGCGAGCCAUCAAUACGUCAUCGCCGAGGCCACGCCAUUGACUCCCCUGACUUCCGCCCUAUCGAGCGACAAGUGCCCGGCCCCUCUGGCGCUCUGCGGCACCGCAAUCUCCCGCGGCCAUGGCGCCUGCGAACAUGCCCUCUUCGUCUCCCCUGAUCCCGGGUCUCACGACGCGGCAGAGCUUCCGCUUUCCCUUGUGCCUGACCUGACCACCGACAGUUGCUUCUCCUCCAAGCCACUCUGGGAGUCGGGCGAGCUAGGCCGCUUCUACGCCGCCGUGCCCAUACGAACAAGUAGGGGAAUCAACAUUGGUGUAUACUGCGUCCUCAGCCCGGUCGACACCGGCUGUUGGAAUGACGAGUGCACUCGCCGCAUGAGAGACAUUUCCUACGCCAUCAUGGAUCACCUCGAAGCCAACAGGUCCAGGCACGCAUAUCGGCGCAAUGAGCGCAUGAACAGGGGCUUGGGGUCCUUCAUCGAGGGCAAAUCCACCCUUUCCGGAUGGCAGCACGGACCCAACGUAGCAGCUUUUGUCGACAACUCCAAGCUCGAGGGCGCCCUAGACGGCACACAGCAGCUCCUUGAACGUCAGGACCAAGAAAGGAAAGAGCAGGAACUGAGACACCGCGCGGCCGCCCAAACACCGCGGUCCGUUGGUGCCAAGCGCUUGCCGGGCAGCAAGCCCAUCGAGAGGUUCAGGGAGGCUUUCAGCGCCAGCUACUUUGACACCUCGCACAAGAUCCAGUAUCCUCCUCACGCUGGCCGACCCGUUGAAGCUAGUUAUCCUGGACACAGUGACGAGCCGGGCUCGGGUGGAACCGGCGCCGACGCCGUCUUCUCCAAAGCCGCCAACAUCAUCCGUGAAGCCUUUGAGGUGGCGGGCUGCUUAUUCUUCGAUGUGACGCUGGGCUCCUACAGCGCGCCAAAAGUCCAAAUUCCCUCGAGAGGGAGCGACACGGAGGCGACGAUGAGCCAGUCGGCCACGGCAAGCAGCAGCGAAGACCAACUCCCGACGUCACCGGCCGAGGAGCCAGACGCCGCGUGCGAACUGCUUGGGUUUUCCACGUCGGACGUGUCGAGCAUCAACGACGCCGGGCUCAGCCGGAACGAGGGGUUCAUGCCCAAGCGGUUCCUGGCGAAGCUCCUCCGGCGCUAUCCUGGUGGCAAGAUCUUCAACUUUGAUGCCAUUGGGGAGCUGCAAUCCAGCGAUUCCUCCGAGGACGACGGCGCACUCAAGGCCCUGACCGGCCGUCUCUCAUCGGCCAACGGGAGCACCCACGAGGGCGCCUCAACCCCGGCGCCAGCAAAGAACGUCGCUGGACGAUCUAGUCGUGCCAGGGAGGGGGCUCUGCUGCACCAGGCCUUCCCCGGCGCCCGCAGCGUCGCCUUCAUACCCGUGUGGGAUUCGAAACGAGAGCGGUGGUUUGCCGGCGGUUUCGUCUACACGCUCACCCCGACCCGGGUCUUCACCAUCGAGGGCGAGCUGAGCUUCCUCCGCGCCUUUGCAAGGCUGAUCGCCGCAGAGAUGCACAACCACGAGACCCUACAGGCCGACAAGGCAAAGUCGGACGCGUUGGGUUCGCUGUCGCACGAACUGCGAUCACCCCUGCACGGCGUCAUCCUCGGCACCGAGCUGCUCAACGACACCGACCUCAGCGUCUUUCAGGGCAAUGCGACGCACACCAUUGAGACGUGUUGCCGCACCCUACUCGACACCAUUGACCAUCUGCUCGACUACUCCAAGAUCAACAGCUUCGCGACAAAGCGCCGGCAGGGGCCUCGGGCGACGUAUCCCAAGUCUAGACAAAGAACAAAGUUCGACCAGUUUGGCAAGAAGAGGCUCUACACUCAUGCCAGGCUCGACGGGCUUGUCGAGGACGUGGUCGAAAGCGUGUUUGCGGGUUUUAAUUUCCAGCACAUGUCCAUUAGGCAACUGUCCAAACAGGACCGGCUGACGCACACCGACACGAGGGCGCACAACCGGCUGGACUUUGCGCAGGCCAUGGAGCAGCUUGGCCCGAGCGUGAACGGUGGGGGAGAGCCCAGCGUGCAGAUCGGAAACGUGUCCAUCUACUUGUUGAUUGCCCCGAGAUGCAACUGGAUGUUCCACAUGCCAGGCGGGGCGAUUCGUCGAAUCGUCAUGAACCUGUUUGGCAACUCGCUCAAGUUUACAGCUAGGGGGGCCAUUUGGAUAUCUCUCAGCCAGGAAAAGGCCCUCGCCAAGCGUGCAAAGGCAGACCGCAGCGUCAAGUUGACGGUCCAGGACACGGGCAAGGGUAUCAACGAGGACUACCUUCGACACAGGCUGUUCAAGCCCUUUGCGCAAGAAGACGAGCUCGCGCCGGGCACCGGGCUGGGCCUGAGCCUCGUCAAGACCAUCGUCUCGGAACUGCGUGGCCAUAUCUUUGUCGAAAGCCAGGUCGGGGUCGGGACCACAAUUACCGUCACGUUACCGCUAGAGCAGUCACCGCCGGCGGCUGACCUGCCCGAGGACGACCGAGACUACGAGGAGCAGGUGCGCGAGCUCAAGGGGCUGCGCGUCCGCCUGUCUGGCUUCGGGUCCACCGGGGCCUCGGCCAAGGGCACCGCGAUGCGCACCAUUGUGGAGGACAUUUGCCGCCACUCGCUCCAUCUGGACCUCGUCUCGGAAGAGCAGGCCCGACACCUGGCCCCGGAUCUUGUUGUCUGGCUGGACGAUGCGCUGCCUGGUUCAUUCGGGGAGAUUGAGCGGCUAGCCAAGACGCCAAACGUCGUCAUCUGUCAGGACGCUCUGGUGGCAUACCAGCGCUUCAUCGCGAAUGAAUCUGCCGAACAUGGCGGCGUCUUUGAUUUCAUCUCGCAGCCAGUCGGGCCCCGCAAACUUGCCAAGUCAAUAAAGCUCGCUCAACCCGGUGCCCGGCUUCCAACAAAUGCAGCGGAUCCGGCGAUGGACUCGGAGAUCCAAACGCAGUCGGCCGCUGAGCCUGAACCCCCGACUCCGAACGGGAUGCCGAGAUUCUCGCUGUCGAUCCUCGUUGUCGACGAUAACCAUAUCAACCUGAAGAUAUUGUCCGCGCACAUGAGAAAGCUCGGGCGCGCGUACGAAACCGUGGUAAAUGGCAAGGAGGCGGUCGACGCCUACACGCAGAACCCCACCCAUUGGGCUGGCAUCUUGAUGGAUAUAUCCAUGCCGGUCAUGGACGGUCUGGAGGCGACGAGGCGGAUCCGCGGCUUCGAGCACCGGAACCAGCUGCGCGCGGUCCCGAUCCUGGCGCUCACGGGCCUGGCCUCGGACAGCGCGCACCGGGAGGCGCUGGAGAGCGGAGUGGAUGUUUUUUUGACCAAGCCGGUGCGGCUGAAGGCGUUGAGCGAAAAUUUGGAGACGAUGAAAGUCUUGUCCUUGGCGCAGGCGUGUGGGAAGUAG
Messenger RNA from Hirsutella rhossiliensis, 3636 nucleotides. Its product is annotated as histidine kinase-, DNA gyrase b-, and HSP90-like ATPase domain-containing protein. The transcript is spliced from 5 exons. The record is from RefSeq and is a predicted model, not a curated record. Gene Ontology annotation, molecular function: histidine phosphotransfer kinase activity; phosphorelay sensor kinase activity. The coding region runs from base 1 to 3636 and encodes 1211 amino acids. Gene Ontology annotation, biological process: phosphorelay signal transduction system; protein autophosphorylation. NCBI's taxonomy places the organism in Eukaryota, Fungi, Ascomycota, Sordariomycetes, Hypocreales, Ophiocordycipitaceae.